GCCCCUACUGAGAGGCAGCACAGUGUGUUUGCAGUGCUUGCACCCACUUACAGUACUGACAGACAAGAAGUAAGAGAGUUAGCCUGAGUUCUGUGAAGAACCAAAAAGACAAGGUUUUUCCAGUUUGCAUAAUAUUUCCCUCAUGGAUAUUUUUCAUAGCAUUGUUAUGUGAUGUGAGAAGGUUUUUUUUUUUGAAGUAAACAUGGAUUUUAUACUACAGAAUCAAGAAAAUUGGCAUUGUAAGAAAAAUUGAUAUAUAAAAAGUGGUACAGGUGUUUAUAGAUAACCAUGACAACAUCCUAUAUGAAUGGGCAUGUUACAGAGGAAUCAGACAGCGAAGUAAAAAAUGUUGAUCUUGCAUCACCAGAGGAACCUCGGAAGCACCGAGAGAUGGCUGUCGACUGCCCCGGAGAUUUGGGCACCAGGAUGAUGCCAGUACGACGAAGUGCACAGUUGGAGCGCAUUCGACAGCAACAGGAGGACAUGAGACGUAGGCGAGAAGAAGAAGGGAAAAAGCAAGAACUUGACCUUAAUUCUUCCAUGAGACUUAAGAAACUAGCCCAGAUUCCUCCAAAGACUGGAAUAGAUAACCCCAUAUUUGAUACAGAAGAAGGCAUUGUCUUAGAAAGUCCUCAUUAUGCUGUGAAAAUAUUAGAAGUGGAAGACUUAUUUUCUUCACUUAAACAUAUCCAACAUACUUUGGUAGAUUCCCAGAGCCAGGAGGAUAUUUCACUGCUUUUACAACUUGUACAAAAUAAAGAUUUCCAGAAUGCGUUUAAGAUCCACAAUGCUGUCACAGUGCACAUGAGCAAGGCCAGUCCUCCUUUUCCUCUUAUCGCCAACGCCCAGGAUCUUGCACAAGAGGUACAAACUGUUUUGAAACCAACCCACCAGAAAGAAGGACAGGAAUUAACUGCUUUGCUGAAUGCUCCACAUAUUCAGGCACUUUUACUGGCCCAUGAUAAAGUUGCUGAGCAGGAAAUGCAGCUAGAGCCCAUUGCAGAUGAGAGAGUUUAUGAAAGCAUUGGCCAGUAUGGAGGAGAGACUGUAAAAAUAGUUCGUAUAGAAAAGGCUCGUGAUAUUCCAUUGGGUGCCACAGUUCGUAAUGAAAUGGAUUCUGUCAUCAUCAGCCGGAUAGUAAAAGGAGGAGCUGCGGAGAAAAGUGGUCUCUUACAUGAAGGCGAUGAAGUUCUGGAGAUUAAUGGCAUUGAAAUUCGGGGGAAAGAUGUCAAUGAGGUUUUCGAUUUGUUGUCUGACAUGCAUGGUACUCUGACAUUUGUUCUGAUUCCCAGUCAACAGAUCAAGCCUCCUCCUGCCAAGGAAACUGUAGGAAGAGCUUCCAGCAGCAAAGAGAAGCCAUGAAACAAACUAUAGAAGAAGAUAAGGAGCCAGAGAAAUCAGGAAAAUUAUGGUGUGCAAAGAAGAAUAAAAAGAAAAGGAAAAAAGUUUUAUAUAAUGCUAAUAAAAACGACGAUUAUGACAAUGAAGAGAUCUUAACUUAUGAGGAAAUGUCACUUUAUCAUCAGCCAGCAAAUAGAAAAAGACCUAUCAUCUUGAUUGGGCCACAGAACUGUGGCCAGAAUGAAUUGCGCCAGAGGCUCAUGAACAAAGAAAAGGACCGCUUCGCAUCUGCAGUUCCUCAUACAACUCGGAGUAGGCGAGACCAUGAAGUAGCUGGUAGAGAUUACCACUUUGUUUCACGGCAAGCAUUUGAGGCCGAUAUAGCAGCUGGAAAGUUCAUUGAGCAUGGUGAAUUUGAGAAAAAUUUGUAUGGAACCAGUAUAGACUCUGUACGGCAAGUGAUCAACUCGGGCAAAAUAUGUCUUUUAAGUCUUCGUACACAGUCUUUGAAAACCCUCCGGAAUUCAGAUUUGAAACCAUAUAUUAUCUUCAUCGCACCCCCUUCCCAAGAAAGACUUCGGGCCUUGCUGGCCAAAGAGGGCAAGAAUCCAAAGCCUGAAGAGCUGAGAGAAAUCAUCGAGAAGACUAGAGAGAUGGAACAGAACAAUGGCCACUACUUUGACACGGCGAUUGUGAAUUCAGAUCUCGAUAAAGCCUAUCAGGAAUUGCUUAGAUUAAUCAACAAACUUGACACCGAACCUCAGUGGGUGCCAUCCACUUGGCUGAGGUGAAGGAGCGGUCGUGCUGCGGCAGGAGUGGACUUGUUUUGGCAAACUGUCAAUAGGAAGGCGGCCCGAUACUUCCGCAAGGUGGAGGAUAAGGAGGUAGGCGGCAGGAUAAGCUGCAGACCUGUUCUUAGAUCUCUUGUCCCCUUUGGCGAUGUGUGGGCAUUCUUUAUGUCCCGCACAUGGCUUUAGGGACUCCUGCCUCCUUUGGGGAUUUAAAAUGGAAGCUUCCAACAGAGCAGUUCCAUUUUAUCCUGUUAAAACAUUUUAUUAAUCAGCUAACUAAAUCUUUCCUGCUUGGUCGUACAUCUGUGAAAAAGUUGUAUGUAUAUACACAGUACUCCAUGGCUCACAUAGUUAUAAAUAUUGACAUUAUUUAACACUUAACUUAAAUGACUUUAUGGGAAUAUUUGGGGGGGGGACUGUGCUUCUGUGCACUGGGCAAAACAGUAUUUGCUUAGGAGACUGGUUUCGCCAUCAAAAGUACUUCCUGAAAAAAAAAAUACGUUGCCACUUUGGUUAGGAGCUGCUUGUUAAGGCUUGAACUCACUUGUGUGUCUUCUAACUCAAAAAACAAACAGAAGUUCCAUUAGAAGUCUCAGGGUUUUUUUAGCUCCAACUUUGUGGGUCAGACCAUAUACUCAGCAGACUGUAAUGUAGUUAAAGGUAUGCAAAAUAUUUUACAGAUACAAUUUUGUGAAAUUGUUGCAAGUGAUUUGAUAGCCUUGCUUCCUUUCUCUGAUCUGAAUACAAGAGAAUGUAUAAAGUAUCUGAUUCUUCAUGAUGCAAAUCGUUUUUUUGUACCUGGGAGGACAUAGCACAUUUGACAGUUUUUGCAUUUUUACAUAUGACCGCAGUGUUUGUCUGUACCUGUGCUACAUAAGUAACUGGAAUUCUGAUGAUGACUAUAGCUGCUGUACUGUACACUGAUACUUAAUAGAGCAACAAGUGGUCAUGACACUUGUUCAACAUUGGAAUAAAAUUACACAUGCACGAGGGAAUAGCAUGACUGACUUUGAGAGCAGAAGGAAAGGAAGGCCUAAAAGUCACUUGAACAUUUUAGGAAAAAAAAUGGGAGGAAAAACUUUUUAAGCACAUAGAAACAGGUUUUUCUCCUAACAAGAUCUGCUUCAUGACUAGAAUGCAAUAGCGUGUUAAACUGGUAGGCUUUUGUACUGUCUCUACAGCAGUAGCUUUAAAAUUGUAACUGUAUGGAAAGUUCAUUUGUAGUCUUUUCAAGCCUUUAAGCACAGUGGGGUUUGUGAUGGAACCACCUCACAUGUGAAUGCCUUUAUUUUUAUGACUUUAGCUACAUUUCCUGUAACCAGAGCUAAACACCGGAGUAAUAUUGACUUGUCACUUAACAGAAGCAGUUGUUGUUAAUGAGUAGUGUGUCUCAGUAUCAUGUAUAUAGUUGAUUUUUUCUCUUGUACCGAAAUUUAUUGGAACAAAUUUAAACAGUUCAUGUGUUGCUUUUUCUGCUCAAAUAUGCAUGGCCUCUUUAUUUUAGUUGACCGGGGAGUGUGUCUUAUUUGGAAAUACUUUCAGGAUAAUGUUCCCUAGGAAGAAAGUAACACUCGUGGGUGGAGGAAAGGAAUGCUGUGCCUACCCUCUCUCCCCUCAGGUCUGAAACACUCCAGCUUGUAGCAGAGAAAUACAGACUGCACCCGUUCUCAGCUUUGCAAAGCAAGGAGUAUACGUAGCACUUCGUCUUUCCGGUGUCCUGCAGUUUUCUCUCAGGAAUGAAAGGUAGUCUGUGGCUGACAGUGGAGUUUCGUGAACUGCACAGCGUAACUGACAACUCAGUACUUACAGUCUGUUAGGUUCGCGCCGAGUGGCUGCUGUGCCACCCGCUAGCGUAGGGCCACCAGGAGGGCUGUGUCCCGUGAAGACUUAGGCACGUGGCUUCUAUGCAAGGCACAUGCCAGGAUGCCACUUCCAGGAACUGACUGUAAGGUAAUAUGAAGCCCAGUAGUUCUCUCCUUCCUCGUUUAGUGGUUCAAGGACAGAAAUGUUUGUGUCUCGGUUUGUAAAUCCUACUGAUACAAAUGUGCUUCUGUUCAACACAGUCCCUAAAGAAAGUGAAAGCUUGGGUUGUGCUGACUUCCAAAUAUGGGGAAAGACCUGCUAUACAUCUGGCCUGGCAGCCUCUCUGGCCAGUUCUGCUUCCUGCCCCCCUGUGGUUCUGCUUGGAAACUGCAGUGUCGAGGAGGUCUUCACCACGUACUCCAACUCCUAAUGAGAUGUACUGGAAAAAUCCAAAUAAGGAAGUAGCUUCAUUUCCUAAAUUUUCCUGAGUCAGAACAAAUGGAAGAGUAUAGUAUUUAGAUGAAUCCAGAUUUGCUUUCUAUGAAAAUUAAUGUCUGGAUUUUUCCUUUUCUCACGGCCUAAGGAAUAAGUAUUGGUAAGGAAUGAUUUGAAUGUAAUUGUAUGAAUGCGUGUAGAAAAUAUAAACCAGGGAUUUAGCCUUAAUAAGGUAACCAUUCUGUCGUCUCUUGUUAGUCCCCAUUUGUACUCUUAUCCUGUCCUGUAUCUACACUUAUUUUGAAAUGUCAUACCCUAUACUGUAUUGUAAAAAUUAAAAAGCGGUAUUUCAAAUAAAGUCCACUGAGUACUUUU
Molecule: messenger RNA, 4745 nt
Organism: Chinchilla lanigera (long-tailed chinchilla)
Lineage: Eukaryota; Metazoa; Chordata; Mammalia; Rodentia; Chinchillidae
Gene: Pals1
Product: membrane protein, palmitoylated 5 (MAGUK p55 subfamily member 5)
Biological process (GO): establishment or maintenance of epithelial cell apical/basal polarity; establishment or maintenance of polarity of embryonic epithelium; morphogenesis of an epithelial sheet
Cellular component (GO): plasma membrane; adherens junction
Molecular function (GO): protein binding
Source: RefSeq, a predicted model, not a curated record